Closterium sp. Naga37s-1 is the source of this 3252-nucleotide messenger RNA. The record is from the annotation of a GenBank genome assembly. Lineage: Eukaryota; Viridiplantae; Streptophyta; Zygnematophyceae; Desmidiales; Closteriaceae.
AUGCGUAACCGGCUUAGUAGCACAACCGAUAGACAGGAACAAGGAACAUUCUCAGGAGCCUCCGUAUCUGAACAUCCUCCACCUGUGCAACACGCCGACAAUGACUUGAAACGGAGUCAGUCAGUGGCUGUUGGAGCAUACCAUGUUCAGGAGCCAGAUGCUUCUCCUGCUGGUAUUCGGAAGUAUGGAAGUGGAUCUUUCUUGGGUGGCCUUACCGGAACGCUCCCGGAAAGUUCCAUCAGGACAUCCUUAAGCCGAUCAAGGGGAGGGUCAUUGGCGAUAAGCCGCGAUGCGGAAAAGGAGGCAAGAGCGGCAUCAGUGUUUCCUGAAGAGAAACUCGGGUUGGCACGUAUCAAAGUGGAAAGGAGCAACAGUGCAGUGGGUACCCACACCCAGGGAUUGCUUUGCUCCUUAGCUCAUGGAGACAAGAAUUUAAAUGGCAUUCGAAGUGUUACACGUUUGAUGAACGCAGGCCCGCAGAUAAAGCAAGCUGUCUGCAAUAUGUGUGGUGAUGCCGUGUCAGCGGAUGAAGAGUACACACCAUGCGAGUGUUCCUUCAGGAUGUGCACCAUCUGUUUGGAUCAUGUGCACAAGUAUGAAAGAAACCGCUGUCCAGGCUGUGGAGGAGAUCUUCGAAGCCGAGAGCAAUGGGCGAUAAUGCAAGCCAUGCUUAAUGAAACACCUCGGGCUGAUGGCACUUCCUCUCCGUCGAGGCUUGCAAGAACAGAGUCAAAGCAGCUGCAAAGCAUUAAUGAGAUUGAACAAUCGGGACCUCAGGUUCAGGGAGAAAAAAACCUGGUUCCUCUUCAUCAAGAUAACAGCAUCGUUCAGACCAGUCAGCCUCAAUAUGGAUAUGGCAGUGUUGCUUGGGAGCAGCCACCCAUAAAGGCACCUGAUCGAGCUGUUCCGAUAGCUGAUUGGAAGAAGAAGAGCUUGGCAAGAAAGUUGAGCUAUCCUGGUAGCAUAAUCGGCCCUUACAGGAUUGUUCUUUUCAUUCGUCUUUGUUCAAUCCUUGGAUUUCUUCAGUAUCGGGUUGCCAACCCCACAGAGACAGGAUAUUGGCUCUGGCUGAUGUCUGUCAUUUGUGAGAUAUGGUUUGCUGUUUCGUGGGUGCUCGACACACUUCCUAAGUUGACUCCUGUCAAGAGAGAGACGUACAAAGACAGACUGAAAGCUGUGUAUGAUGACGGAGGCGAAACGCUCCCGCACUUGGACGUUUUUAUCACGACUGCUGAUGCCACCAAGGAGCCACCUCUGGUCACAGCAAACACAAUUCUUUCUGUUCUGGCGACAAACUACCCACCUGACAGAAUUGCCUGUUACUUGUCCGAUGAUGGGGCAUCUAAGCUGAUGUUUGAUGCCAUGGCCGAGACUGCUGGAUUUGCACGACUUUGGGUUCCUUUUUGCAAGAAGCAUAGCAUUGAGCCAAGGUCCCCAGAUGCGUACUUCAGCCAGAACGUGGACUUUCUGAAGAACAAAGUGCAUCCUGAUUUUGUCAAGACUCGGCGCAAAGUGAAGAGAGAAUAUGAGGAGUUCAAAGUUCGCAUGAAUGCAUUGGUUGCUGAGAGCCGUUAUCCCCCGGAGGAAGGCUGGAUGCUGGAGGAUGGAACACCCUGGCCAGGCAACAAUAGGCGUGAUCACGAUGGGAUUAUCCAGGUAUUUCUACACCCUGAUGGAGACGUUCGUGACUUUGAGGGAGGAGUUCUUCCACCUCUCAUCUAUGUCUCACGGGAGAAGAGGCCUGGACAUGAUCACAACAAGAAAGCAGGAGCGAUGAAUGCUCUCUUGAGAGCCAGCGGAUUAAUCACUAACGGUGCUGUGCUGAUGAACUUGGACUGCGAUCACUACAUCAACAAUUCUGAUGCUAUUCGCGAUGCGCUUUGCUUCUUCUUGGAUCCCAUGCAAGGUUACACUACAGGCUUCGUGCAGUUCCCCCAGCGUUUUGAUGGAAUUGACAGGAAUGAUCGUUAUGCAAACCAUAACACAGUGUUCUUCGACAUCAACAUGAAAGGCCUCGAUGGGCAGCAAGGGCCUGUGUACGUUGGAACAGGAUGUUUUUUUCGUCGCCGUGCUCUCUACGGUUAUUUUCCCUCUCCAAAUCCAAGUAAGGUUGGCAUGUCAAAGAAAGCCAAGAACGGUCUGUGGAGCUACCUGUGCUGCUGCUGCCUUCCCCGAAAGACACCGGAAGAGUCAUUGGAUGGACAUGAAUCAAAUGAUCAGGAUUCCACUCAACUGGUGAAGAAACCCAAGCUUCCAGCAAGGCUGGGUGCUUGUGCCCAUUUCGUCAACACCGCAACUGGCGAUGAGAACCUGUCGGGAGAUGUUGAGGAGCAGCCUUUAAGCCCAAGAUCUAUGCUUAGUGAUGUAGUCCUUACCAUCAGCUGUGACUAUGAAGCCAACACGGAUUGGGGCAAGACUGUGGGCUGGAUGUAUGGCUCAGUCACUGAGGACAUUCUUACAGGGAUGAAAAUUCAUACACGAGGAUGGCGUUCUGCUUAUUGUGAUCCAGACCGUGCUGCAUUCAAGGGGUCUGCUCCACUCAACAUGACAGAUCGUCUGCACCAAGUUGAGCGAUGGGCAACAGGAGCUGUAGAGAUCUUCUUCAGUGGAAGAAAUCCAUUAUGGUCUCAGUGGGGCACUAAACUGAAACUCCGUCAAAGGAUAGCGUAUGCAAACAACGCAUUCUAUCCAUUUACUAGUGUGGCAAUCUUCUCGUACUGUCUUCUGCCACCUCUUGCCCUGCUUACCGACUUUUUCUUUGUCCCAACGCUGGAUCGCUAUGCAGUCAUCUGGUUUGCUGUACUCAUCCUGUCGUUUCUGGCAUCCUCUGUGCUGGAGCUGAAGUGGAGCAAAGUUUCUUUUGAAGCAUGGUGGAGGAACGAACAGUUUUGGUUGAUUGCUGGGAUAAGCUCUCAUUUUGCAGCCGUUGUGCAGGGUUUGUUGAAAGUUAUUGCUGGGUUGGAGAUCAGCUUUACAUUGACGUCAAAAGGUGGAGAUGAAGGAGAAGUGGAUGAGCUACAUACUUUCAAGUUUUCCUGGCUGCUCCUUCCUGGGUGCUUCAUUGGCCUUUUCAACAUUCUGGGCAUUAUUGUGGGGGUUGGACGAGCGAUGAGCUCAGAUGGGUCACAGGAAUGGGGGAAGCUUGCUGGCAAGCUAGUGUUCAGCUUCUGGGUCCUUGUCCAUCUUUACCCAUUCGCCAAGGGGUCUCUGCUUUUCUCGCCGCAGUUGCCGUCGCUUCAUCUGCAAGCCUAA